Prinia subflava (tawny-flanked prinia) is the source of this 3413-nucleotide messenger RNA. RefSeq names its product FKBP prolyl isomerase 4 (gene FKBP4). Gene Ontology annotation, molecular function: protein binding; peptidyl-prolyl cis-trans isomerase activity. Lineage: Eukaryota; Metazoa; Chordata; Aves; Passeriformes; Cisticolidae. The transcript is spliced from 10 exons. Bases 152 to 1501 code for a protein of 449 amino acids. The record is from RefSeq and is a predicted model, not a curated record.
AGGGAAGGAGGCGUGCGGCGCCCGCCCCCACCCGCGCUGCCCGGAGCCGGAGGCGCAGCCAGGCGCUAUCCCAGCCUCAUCCCGGCGCUCCCCGCAGCACCGAGCCCGCCAGGCGGCCCUUCCCUGCGCAGAGGUGGCAGCGGCAGGCGGCAUGACGGCGGAGGAGAUGAAAGCGGACGGGGCUCCCCUGGAAGGGGUGGACAUCACUCCCAAGCAGGAUGAAGGCGUCCUCAAGGUUGUCAAGAGAGAAGGCAGUGGGACAGAGUCUCCGAUGAUAGGUGAUAAGGUGACCGUCCAUUACACGGGGUGGCUUCUCGAUGGCACAAAAUUUGACUCCAGUCUGGACAGAAAAGACAAAUUCUCAUUUGACUUGGGAAAAGGUGAGGUGAUCAAAGCAUGGGACAUUGCUGUGGCCACUAUGAAGAUUGGUGAAAUCUGUCGGAUUACAUGUAAACCAGAAUAUGCCUAUGGCUCAGCUGGGAGCCCCCCAAAGAUACCUCCCAAUGCUACACUGAUUUUUGAGAUUGAACUUUUUGAGUUCAAGGGCGAGGACCUCACUGAUGAAGAAGAUGGUGGCAUCAUCCGAAGAAUCCGCAAAAAAGGGGAAGGCUACUCCAGGCCCAAUGAGGAUGCACUUGUAGAGAUCCAGUUUGAAGGCCGGCACGGAGAUCGUGUUUUUGACAAGCGGGAGUUGCGGUUUGAGAUUGGGGAAGGGGAAAACUUCGAUAUCCCUCACGGUCUGGAGAAAGCAAUUCAAAAAAUGGAGAAAUCAGAGGAAUCUGUGUUCUAUCUCAAACCCAGCUAUGGUUUUGGAAGUGCUGGGAAUGAGAAAUUCAAGAUCCCUCCAGACGCAGAGCUGCAGUAUGAAGUGAAACUCAAAAGCUUUGAAAAGGCUAAGGAGUCCUGGGAGAUGAACACGGAUGAGAAGUUGGAACAGAGCUGCAUUGUGAAGGAGAGAGGCACUCAGUACUUCAAGGAGGGGAAAUACAAGCGGGCAGCAUUGCAGUAUAAGAAGAUUGUGUCGUGGCUGGAGCACGAGUCAGGACUCUCCGAGGAGGAAGAAUCAAAAGCCAAAAGCCUGAGGCUUGCUGCCCACCUUAACUUAGCUAUGUGCCAUCUCAAGCUAAAGGAAUACUCCCAGGCUUUGGAGAACUGCAACAAGGCACUCGAACUGGAUAGCAACAACGAGAAAGGGCUCUUCCGGCGUGGAGAAGCUCACUUGGCUGUCAAUGACUUUGAGCUGGCCCGAGCAGAUUUCCAGAAAGUGAUACAACUUUAUCCAAGUAACAAAGCUGCCAAAGUGCAGCUGGUGACUUGUCAGCAAAAAAUACGGGAGCAGCAUGAGAAGGAGAAAAAGAUGUACGCCAACAUGUUCCAAAGGCUUGCAGACAAAGACCUAAAGUCAUCUGCUACUCUUCAGACAAGCCACACCGAAGAUGCAGAAAUGAAAGAUGCGCAGAAUGGAGUUGAAGAUAAAUCAGAAGUUGAAGCAGAAGCAUAAACCCCCCCUCCCUAUUCCAUUAGUUUUGUAAAUGAAAGAAUUUCCAGUGAAUUAGACCUUUAUUUUUCUACCUGGUUGGAUAGUGGCUUCAAGGGAGCAGAGGCUGAAGCCACCAUGCCACAGUCAGUUACAGAAGCUGAGUGGCAGCAUAAAUCUGGUUUAAUCCUAGUGACUUUAUUUAUUCAUUCAGCCUCUGUUACUGUUUGGGUUCUGUCUGGAUUUGCUCUGCUUGAUUUGCAUUUUCAUAGAAUCAUAGAAUGGCUUGAGUUGGAAGGGACCUCAGAGAUCUAGUUCCAACCCCCUGCCAUGGACAGGGAAACCCUUCACUAGACCAGGUUGCUCAGAGCUCCAUCCAGCCUGGUCUUGGACACUUCCAGGGAAGGAGCAUCUACAGCUUCUCUGGGCAGCCUGUUCCAGUGCCUCACCACCCUCUGAGUAAAGAAUUUCAUCCAAAUACCUAAUCUUAACCUGCCCUCUUUCAGUUUGAAGCCAUCCCCCUUUGUGCUGUCACUGCUUGCCCUUGUAAAUAGUCUCUCUCCAUGUUUCUUGUAGGCUCCCUUUAAGGUACUGGAAUGCAGGCUUGGUCACCCCAAAGCCUUCUUUUUUCCAGGCUGAACAAUCCCAGUUCUCUCAGCCUUGUCUCAUAGGGAGAGAUGCUUCAUCCCUAUAAUCAUCUUGGUGGGCCUCCUCUGGACUUGCCCCAAAAGAUUGAUGUCCUUCCUAUACUGGGACCCCAGAGGUGGAUGCAAUGUUCCAGGUGAGGUCUCACCAGAGUAGAGGGUCAAAAUCCCCUCCUGCCCCUGCUGCACAAACUGCUGUGGAUGCAGCCCAGGUUACAAUUGGCCUUCUGGGCUGUGAGUGCACAUUGCCAGCUCAUCUCCAGCCUCUCAUCCAACAGCACCCCCAAAUCAUUCUUGGCAGGGCUGCUCUGGAUCUGUUCAUCCCCCAGCCUUUAUUGGUACCAUGGGUUGCCCCAACCCAGAUGCAGCACCUUGCACUUGGCCUUAUUAAAUCCUCCUAAGUUUUCACGUGGGCCCACUUGUCAGGCUUGUCCAGAGGUUGCUCUGGGUGGCAUCCUGUCCUUCAGGCAUGUCAACUGGACGGCUCAGCUUGGUGUCACCUGCAGAUUUGCUGAGGGUGCACUCUUACCCCUUUCAUCCAUGUCAUUGAUGAAGAUGAUAGUAACACUGGUCCCAGUAUAGACCCCUGAGGGACACCACCUGUCACUGGUGUCCAUUGGGACACUGAGCCGUUGACCACCAGCCUGUAGAUAUGACCAUCCAGCCAAUUCCUUACCAUCAAACAGUCCACCCAUUGAAUCCAUCUCCAAUUUAGAGAGAAGGAUGUUGUGGGGAACUGUGUCUAAGGCAGAAAAUUACAGAAAUUGAGGUAAAUGACACCUGUAGCCCUUCCCUUGUCCAGUGGUGGAGUCACUCCACCACUGAAGACCAUUAGGCUGCUGAGAUGGGACUUGCCCUUGGUGAAACCUUGCUGGCUGUCCCCAGUCACCUCCUUGUCCUCCAUGUGCCUUAGCAUAGCAUCUAGGAGGAUCUGUUCCAUGAUCUUCCCAGGCACAGAGCUGAGGCUGACAGGUCGGAAGUCCCCGUUUUGUCUUUGUUUCUUUCUGGUUCCAGCUUACUUUAUUCCUAGGCUCUGCUUUCUAAAUUUAUCUCCUUCAUUUGCUUCAAGUAAUCAGGUUUUUCAGGAGUCCUCACGCGAGACUUGAGAACAAAUUGGCGCUCCCAGUUCUUCUGCCUUGGGAUUGGCCUCUUUCCCCCUGAUCAGUAGGGAGUCCCUUCCAUUAAGUAUUGUAACCUUUCUUGUAUGCCUCCUCUUUGCAAAUUGCUGAAGGUGAAGACUGUGAAGUCACAGCUUAAGUAAUAAAGCUCCAAUUAAACUCAAGAAAACUGAA